CACACACACACACACACAAAUACAUGGCUGUGCUUAACACUGAGGAUGUAGUUAAUCUAACAGUCUGUAGCUGGCAGAACAGGAAGAAAGAACCGAGGAGAUCACUGGCAACAAAGACCUCAGCACAUGACACGGCCUGUAAUAAAUAUUACAGAAACAUCUAAACAAUCACACUCAUCUAUUAUUCACUAGUAGGGUGGUUAGAUGUCCUGCUUGGUUCAUCCAGUAAUUUGAGAUUUUGUCCUGCAUUAAUGUCAGUUUCCUGUUUAGAGUUCAAUCUUGCAUAAACUGUGUAGAAAAAGCUGCCUGUUGCUGUCAAUCAAACUAGGAGGCGGGAAUUUAACGCAGGUCCAGAAUGUGCAGGGGUGUGUCAACAUUUUCUCGAGGGUGGCAUGUUAGGGGCACAAAUUUGAACAAGUAAACGAUCCAUAAUCUUAAAAAAAGAAACAUUUUUUUUUAUAGAUACAGGGGUCCUGUACUGGUGCAGCAAUAGCUCAAGAGGUAGAGAGGGUUGUCCAGGAAGGUUCCAGGUGUGAUCCGGACAGAGAAUGCUGCUGUUGUGUCCUUGGGCAAGACUCUUAACUCACCUUGCCUGCUAGUGGUCAUCAGAGGGACCGGUGGCGCCUGUGCUCGGGAGCCUCACCUCUGUCAGUGUGCCCUGUGGCAGCUGUGGCUACAUCGUAGCUCAUCAUCACCAGUGUGUGAAUGUGUGUGUGAAUGGAUGACUCUGUCGUGUAAAGCACUUUGGAGUCCUCUGAUUCUGAAAGGUGCUAUACAAAUGCAGGUCAUUUAUCAUUUAUUCUGCCUUGGCCCCCAAAAUGCCUCAGUUCUACCCUUGGUGUGGGACAGAGUUUUGAUGGGUAAUCUGAAUUGUAUCUGUAAAUAUUACAUGUGUAUAACUUAUUGCUUUAUAAGGUGUAGUGGGAUAAAUCCAUCUAUACUUUUCCUUUUCAAGCUGUUUGGUUUGUUUUCUUCUUUUUUUGUGUGUGACUAUUUUCCUGCCCUGUCUGUCUCUCAUCUUCCUGAAUCUCCUUUCAGUCAUGCAGAAAAACCUUUUCCUAACCCUACCCCUAACUCCAACCCAGCCAAUGGUCCCAGUCCUUCCCCGUGUCUCUCACAAACUUCUGCAGCAUCCUCUUUAGGGUCUGAUUAAACCUCUCCACCAAUCUAUCGGGUUGUGGAUGGCAUGGGGUGGUCUUUAUCACUUUAAUGCCCAGGUGUUUGCAGAAGAGCCGCAUCAAGUUUGAAGCAAAGUUUUUGCCCUAAUCUGUUAUGAUCUCAUCAGGUAUUCCAACAUGAGAGAGCAGCUGCACCAAGACUCGAAGCACCGCCGGGGUCAGUGAUGGUACAUAGAGGGAAAGCCUCUGGAACAUGUGUGGCAUAAUCACACAAAAUGUACAGUAAAAUGUCCACAACUGCUUUUUACUAACGGGUCGACAAUGUCCAUUGCCAAUCUGCGAAACGGUAAGGUAAUGACUGGCAAAGGUUGCAACAUCCCUCUGUCUGACUUGCGAAUAAUGGCUGUCUUCUGACACUCCUGGCAUGUGCUACAAUAUUUUUGAAUAUCAGUGUACAUGUUCAGCCAGAAAAAAUGUGGACUUACAUGUAUUAUGGCAACCUAAAUGUCCUGCCCAUGGCACAGUGUGUGCUAGGUGCAUGAUAAGAGGCCGACAUACAAAUGGAACCACUAAUCACUUAAACCCAUUCUCAGUGUUAUACAAAAUAUCCCCCUCCAUGACAAAGAGAGGUUCGGUGCCCCCGUAUCCACCCCUGACUGAAAAACAAUGCUCUGAUAUUUUCAUCCUCCCUCUGCAAUACAGUGAUGUUUUCAGGUAAAUGAGGUAAAUCCCAUUUUAACUCAGUUUCACUUUGUGGCCCCACUGCUGGCAGUAAAAGCAAACAAAGUUCUUACUCGGUUGCUGCGGUGGUUGUUCACGACGGGUGUUACCUGAGCCCACACUGUCCAAUCGUCCCUCUUGUAUUCUGCUCUUUAGUUUAGGUGAACGUAGGAAGGAGCGAUGGUUCUGGUUCACAUCCAAACCUCCUCUCCAUGCAUUGAUGAACUGCAUAGCCAGCCUUGCUGCUUGUUGUCUGUCCCUUGGUUUGUGUUCUUUAACCCACUUGUGUACGUCAGGAGAAGGCAACAUAAGAAUUGUUCCAGGAUAUGGUCUUAACGAUCUGUUCCUUGUGCUGUGCAGGCCGUACCCAUCGCUGAUAAAGUCUCAUUAACCGGCUUCUAGUGGAGCCUGUCACCCUUUCAAGUGAGUCAGACUCGUUGCUGUUCAAACCCUGCGUGCUGGGUUAAUCCCCUAAACUAAAGUACUGCCAUUGACAACAAAAUCCGUCAUUUUAAAUUCAACCGCUCGCUGCCAUUGAUGACUUAAGUUAUCAUUUGCAAUUUUUUUGUACUGGACCAACAUUAGAAAGAGCCCCCACACCGUGAGAACAAACGUCCCAGCUCUAAAGCUGAUCUUCAUCCGCAGAUGCCCACAGGAACACAGAGCAGGGCGGGAGAAGGGGGACCAGGAAGGAGGGCCAAGUGGAACUGAGGGACCAGUGGAAAGGAGGCAGGGAACAGUAGAGUCCGGGGACCUGCGUCUUGGGCAGAGGAGGAGACGACGACGGGCUCUUGGGGGUCUGCGUCUUGGGCAGAGGAGGAGAUGACGAUGGGCUCUGGGAGGCUCGUGCCUGGUGAGGGCAGGACCGGCAGUGACGCUGGAGGAGACGGCGUCGACCUCUGGGCUGGAGGAGACGGCGUCGACAUCUGGGCUGGAGGAGACGGCGUCGACCUCUGGGCUGGAGGAGACAGCGUCAACCACUGGGCUGGAGGCAACGGCGUCGACCACUGGACAGGAGGGGGAGACGUCGACCACUGGACUGGAGGGAGAGACGUCGACCACUGGACUGGAGGGGGAGACGUCGACCACUGGACUGGAGGGGGAGACGUCGUCCACUGGACUGAGGGGGAGACGUCGACCACUGGACUGGAGGGGGAGACGUCGACCACUGGACUGAGGGGGAGACGUCGACCACUGGACUGGAGGGGGAGACGUCGACCACUGGACUGGAGGGGGAGACGUCGACCACUGGAGUGGAGGUGGAGACGUCGAACAGGAGGAGACGUCGACCUCUGGAGUGGAGGAGGCGUUGACCUCUGGAGUGGAGGAGGCGUCGACCUCUGGACUGGAGGAGGCGUCGACCUCUGGACUGGAGGAGGCGUCGACCUCUGGACUGGAGGAGGCGUCGACCUCUGGACUGGAGGAGGCGUCAACCUCUGGACUGGAGGAGACGUCGACCUCUGGACUGGAAGAGGCGUCGACCACAGGACUGGAAGAAGCGUCGACCACAGGACUGGAAGAGGCGUCGACCACAGGACUGAAAGAGGCGUCGACCACAGGAUACAAAGAGGCGUCGACCACAGGAUACGAAGAGGCGUCGACCACAGGAAACGAAGAGGCGUCGACCACAGGACUGGAAGGGGCGUUAACUUCUGUCGACUUCUGGUCCGGAGGCGUCGACUUCUGGUCCGGAGGCGUUGACCUCUGGUCCGCCGACUUCUGGACCGCCGACUUCUGGACCGUCGACUUCUGGACCAUCGACUUCUGGACCGUCGACUUCUGGAGUGGUGGUGCGGGACCGAGUGCUGACUGAGCUGAUGGCGCCGGUAACUGGGAGAGCAGGGUGGAUAGAUUGUCCAGCUGGAGCUCCUGGAGACUGAGGCUCUGAUGGAGUUUGGCCAGCUCAGCUCGGAGACCAGCGAGCUCUGCUGGGUGGACUGACGGCUCGAUCCUUUGGCCCAGAGACGAGGGAGCUGCUGACUGGACCGAAACCUUCUCCUGAUGAUUCGGGGAGGAUAGGGUGUCCAGCUGGAACUCCUGGAGGCUAACGAGCUGACGGAUUCGGUCAAGCUCCGCUUGGAGGCCGCCGAGCUCUGUCAGCUGGGCUGUAGGCGUGGUUCCUCUGCCUGCAGAUGACAGAGGCGCUGAUUGGACUGGAGGCGGGACUGCUGGUCUGACUGGGGAUGGGUCCAAGCUGGCGCGCCGAGCCGGGGCAGCGGCGAGCUCGCGGCUCUGUCCUGGGACAAGGGGUGACGGUGGAGCCCGGCAUCCUUCCCAACGCCGUGGGCAUACUCCGGGGGAGCACACAGCCAGUCCGGACGAAGAGGAGCCGGCCAGUGGUCUGCGGCGAGAAACUGAAGCAGGUACUCCCAAGGGAUAACCUCCCCGCUGGAUCCUUCUGUUGGUCGGUUCAUUCUGUCAGCGUGUGCCGGUGAGGGGAGCGGAGGUGAGGAUCCACAUGCUGGGGAGGAAUCAGGCAGGCAGACAAACCAGAACGAGGUAAAGACUUUAAUAUAGCACACACGCUGGACAAUGAAACAAUGAACCGACAAUAGACACUGAACAGAAGGGGUUUAAAUACAUGAUGGCUGGGAGCUUGGGUGAUUGGAAAACGAGAGGCAGGUGGGAGCAAUUAACAGAGACACAUGGCUGAACAGAAUGGGGGGACAAGAAGGGUGUGACAAGAAGCAGAAAACCCAUGUGUUAGGAGAUCACUUUGGGCCGCUGCUGUGAAAAAAGUGAGGCGCGAACCGGAAAAGCUUCUGCCGCUAACACUUCGACAAUGGAUUAUGAAACAAUGGAUAACGCUCGAAACACGCUGAUUCUUCCUGAUGUAAGAACAUAGACUGUACAUACUGGACAAACGGAUUCCAUAGACUCCAAUAACACGUUUUUUGUCCAUAAUGGGAGGUGGCCACCACCGCCAUUUUGACCGUGUCACAGGUUCCGUCCAGCCCAGACAAUUCCAUAAAAGGGAAGAGAGGAGGCGCUGAGGGAUCGAGUGACGAACUAGCUACGAGCUAAUCUGAAGCUAACCCUGGCUAACCCAAAGCUAAAGCGGAGGUGGGAGCCGAGCUAACGAAUGUAGCCACCUAGCUUCAAUUCAACCGGAGCUAACUGGAACACCCAACGACCUGACCCUCACACGGAGUUUAGGUGGAGGUUUUCUGCGCCUGUUCGUGAGAAGUACCUGUAUUAAAAAAGUUUUAAAUCGGUAAGUUUAUAAUUUAUUUCCGAAAUGAAAACAUUUUGCUUUGAGCAAGUUUUCAGUAGUUUUUUUCGGUGCUAUCACUCCUGAGUCGCACCAGCCAUUAAAUGUAUCAUGAAGAAGAGAAAAUAUAUUUAAGUCGUAUUUUGGGGGGACAUUUUAUUAUCUUUCUUACAAAAUCUGAGACCAAGCGUUUCACAUUGCAACACAAGCACCGGUAACCAUAACAGAAUGAACAGCCAGCAGAGGAGAGGAUGGCGGUGUUUCAAACCCUCCCGGCCGGCGUGGAGAGCUCAUUCCUGGGCUGGAGCCGGCCCUCAGCACCCCGCCACAGGCUCUAACAGAUGCUGGCGGUGUUUCAUAUAUUUCCAAAACGUAAUACUUGUUUGUAUCUUGUAAAGCCAACUAGCCUUUAUUCUGGACUCAGUACAAUUUACCAAAAGUAAAGAGACAUUAUACAGAUGAAGUAAGCACAAGAUAACUUACUGGAAGACACGGAAUUAUCAUCAGAACCAGAACAAGAGAGCCUGAUAACUGUCAUGUGAAAAUAACAGUUAAAAAGUAUGUAUGUAUAAUAGAAAUAAAAAUAUAUUAGAAUUAGUGUAACUCACUGUGAUCCAAACAAUAAAUCAGCCAUAGCUGAUUAGUAAAUAUGACAUGAGGUCUGGGAGUUUUUAAGUUUCAUUCUUUUAUUACUUUUUUUCUUAGAUCUGUUAAAAGGUCACCAUGGCAGCCUGUGUGUCUCCAGCAUCAGCUACACAACGCAGCGUCCAUUUGGAACAUUGGAGACAGCUACGUGAGGUGUGGUGCCCAGAGAGCUGCAGAGACCGUCGGACACAACCUUGGCCUCCCUGACGUCUGUGUCUCCUGGUUUGGUUGGGGCGGACCAUCGACAUACAUACAUGUGCCGACACUUUGCGCCCUGUUUUAUAAAAUGUAGUGUUAAAAAUAAAUGUUUUUGCUCAA
Messenger RNA from Nothobranchius furzeri (turquoise killifish), 6012 nucleotides. Its product is annotated as fibrinogen alpha-1 chain-like. The record is from RefSeq and is a predicted model, not a curated record. Lineage: Eukaryota; Metazoa; Chordata; Actinopteri; Cyprinodontiformes; Nothobranchiidae.